AUGGCAAAAAGAAAGAGACAAUCUACCACCGCUGCUGCUGCAGAGGCUACUCCGGAGAAGAGCGAGGUCCCAGUCAACUCAAAUAAGCCAAUUGCUGUGCCCACUACAAAACUUCCACUACUCCCAGCAGUAGGCAAUCUCUCACUUUCAGACUCACCUGUUGGAGGGAUCAACUUCCAGGUCAUUACAGGCUCCUACGAAAAGACUCUCCACGGAUUUGUCGUCACUAUCCCCGAAACAGCAGCUGCAGAGACCACCGAGACAGAUACCAACUCAAUCUCUCUUCCGGCGACAUUUGCAGAUUCGUUUCUCUUCACUGCUCACACAGCGCCCAUAGAAACUCUCUCAAUAUCCCCUGUUGGAACUGGCUCUGGUUCUGGCAAACGAAUCCUCGCUACAUCCUCUGCCGACGAACACAUCCACCUCUACACCCUCAGCUCAAUACUCUCGCGAACUACCUCCUCUACUAAGAGGAUUUUAAAACCCUCCUCAACCGCCACUGCUUCCAAUCCCAAGAACAAGCACUUGGGGACUCUUACCCACCACCUCAAUACCCCCACUGCCCUUGUCUUCACCCCCACCCGCUCAAAGCUCAUCUCCGCCGGUCUCGAUGGUCAGAUCCACAUCCUCCGCUGUCGCGACUGGGCACUCAUGUCAACGCUGAAAUGCCCAAAACCCAAAGCUAAACCCAUAAAUUACGCCAAAAACUACACGGACGGCUACGGACCCAGAAUCGAGACCUUCAGCUCCGAGUGCGUGUACGGCGGUGGAGCCGGGGGUGUUAAUGAUGUCGCUCUACAUCCCAGUCAAAAGAUUCUACUUUCGGUAGGGAAGGGCGAGAGGGGAGUUCGGAUGUGGAAUUUGAUGACUGGUCGUAAGGCCGGUGUCUUGAUGUUUGGCCGCGACGAUGUACCUCAUAAGUUUGGACGAGAGAGUACCAAGGUGGAAUGGUCAAGCGACGGAAACGAGUACGCCGUUGCGUUCGAGAGAGGUGUGGUUGUUUUUGGAGCGGACUCGAAGCCGAAGUGCCGGAUUAGCGCAACUCCAGUCUCCAAGAUCCACAAGAUUCACUACAUGAGCCUUCCGUUAACUCUCACCCGCCCCGGUGUCUCUACCGAGGAGGACGAGGAAGAGGUCUUGGCAGUAUCAACUGAAGAUGGUCGUAUCCUCUUUUACUCCACCACACUCCCGAAACCUGCGUCAGAGGACGAGACUCCCGAUAUUGAUUCCCCCACCCUUCUUGGCGUACUUGGAGGUAAAUCAAUUGGCAUGGUUGGUCGUGUAAAAGACUUUGCUACAGUUAAGGUUUCUAGAAAACUGUUCGUAAUCACUGCGAGCUCAAGUGGUGUUGUCCGAGUAUGGGAGCUUGACACCACCGAGGACAGGGAGAUAAAGAAGGUCCGCGUGGACGAGAAGGAAGUCACUGAUCGACAGGUUGGCAAGUUGGUGGGGAUCUACGAGACAGAAAGGAGAAUAACGUGCCUGGGAGCUAUGGAGAUGGAGGUUGGCGAAGAGGUUGAUGAGCCUGAGGAGGCUGUAGAAGAGAAUAGCGACAGUGAUACUGACGAUGAUGACGAUGAAGAGGAGUAG
Morchella importuna is the source of this 1590-nucleotide messenger RNA. RefSeq lists its product as uncharacterized. Lineage: Eukaryota; Fungi; Ascomycota; Pezizomycetes; Pezizales; Morchellaceae. Gene Ontology annotation, molecular function: protein binding. The transcript has a single exon. Bases 1 to 1590 code for a protein of 529 amino acids. The record is from RefSeq and is a predicted model, not a curated record.